Molecule: messenger RNA, 585 nt
Organism: Olea europaea var. sylvestris
Lineage: Eukaryota; Viridiplantae; Streptophyta; Magnoliopsida; Lamiales; Oleaceae
Exons: 5
Coding region: 1-585 (194 amino acids)
Source: RefSeq, a predicted model, not a curated record
AUGAAUCGAGUUAUUUUAGCACCAAAAAAUGAGCAUGUUGAUGAUAUCAAUAAUAUUCCUAUGGAACGUUUCUCAGGACUGCGUAAUGGAACAAGAUUAAUAUGUAGAGACUUAGAACGGAAUGUCAUUCAUGCAGAGAUUGCUACUGGAGAGUAUAAUGGUAAUAAAGUAUUUUUACCUAGAAUGUCCUUUAUUCCAUUAGAAUGUGAUAAACCUAUAUUCCCAUUUAAAAGAACACAAUUUUUAAUACGCCCAUGUUUUGCAAUGACUAUAAACAAAUCUGAGGGACAAACUUUAGAUUAUGUUGGAAUAUAUCUUCCACAACCGGUAUUUUCUCACGGACAGUUAUAUGUUGCAUUAUCAAGAGCAAAAACAAGUGCAUGCAUUAAAAUUCUUGCCAAACCAAUACUUGAUGAUGAAAUACAUGCUAAAUGUACUAAGAAUAUUCAAGAAUGCAUAGGGGUAUAUAAAGUUACUGAAUUCAACACAAAUGAUUCAAUUGCAACUAUAAAUUUCGUAUUGAAGGAUGAUGAAACAUUCUAUGAAUUUAACCACAAAAAGUGGGCAAUUUGGCCUGUGGAGUAA